GGGGCCUGGGGGCUCUGCACCGGCACCGGCCGCCCCUCGGGGGGUUCAGCAGCGCAGGGCGAGGCCUCCAAGCACAGGCAUGACCGAGAAGGAAGUGCCAGAGCCAGCGGCUUCACCGGCUUCAGGUGGGAAACCCAAGAGCCGGCUGCAGAAGCUGAAGCAACUUUUCCAACGAAAGCCGAAGGAGGAGCCGGUGCCGGAGCCGCAGCCCAACGGGGAGCUGGUCAGCCCCUCGGGGGGCCCCAUCUACUACAUCUAUGAGGAUGAGGAAGAGGAGGAAGAGGAGGAGGAGCCCGAGCCCCCUCCUGAACCCGAGAAACUCGUCAAUGACAAACCCCACAAGUUCAAAGAUCAUUACUUCAAAAAACCCAAGUUCUGCGAUGUUUGUGCCCGGAUGAUCGUCCUCAACAACAAAUUUGGCCUGAGGUGCAAGAACUGCAAAACCAACAUCCACCACCACUGCCAGUCCUACGUGGAGAUGCAGCGCUGCUUCGGCAAGAUCCCCCCCGGGUUCCGCCGGGCCUACAGCUCCCCCCUCUACAGCGACCAGCUCUGCGUCAAGGACCAGCUCUCGGACAACAGGAGCGACCCCGUGUUCGAGACGCUGCGGACGGGCGUCAUCAUGGCCAACAAGGAGCGCAAGAAGGGGCAGGACGACAAGAAGAACCCCUUGGCUGCGAUGAUGGACGAGGAGCCGGAGGCCGCGAAGCCGGCGGGGAGCAAAGCCGAGGGCGGUGCCUCCGAAGGGGACAAGAAGGCUGAGAAGAGCCCGACAGAUGACAAGAACAAGAAGCCGCAGCCGGGGGCGUUCCUGCAGUCCCACUAUUUCGUGGCACUUUAUCGCUUCAAAGCCCUGGAGAAGGACGACCUGGACUUCCCGCCGGGGGAGAAGAUCACGGUGGUCGAUGACUCCAACGAGGAGUGGUGGCGGGGGAAGAUCGGUGAGAAAGUCGGGUUUUUCCCCCCCAACUUCAUCAUCCGGGUGCGGGCGGGCGAGCGGGUGCACAAAGUGACCCGUUCCUUCGUGGGCAACCGGGAGAUCGGGCAGAUCACGCUCAAGAAGGAUCAGAUCGUGGUGCAGAAGGGGGAGGAGGUGAACGGUUACGUCAAAGUCUUCACCGGCCGCAAAGUGGGGCUGUUCCCUGUGGACUUCCUGGAGGAGAUCUGAGGGGGCUGCGGGGGGGGGAGACCCCCGGGAUGGGGACGGGGGGGCCCCAGGAGGGGGACAGAGGGACCCCGGGAUGGGGGGGGGUCCUGGCUGCGGUGCAGGGACGGGGGCAGGGACAGGCACCCCCAUCUCUGCCCCCCCAGCAGCAAAGGGGUCCCCGGAGUGGACUGACCCCCCCAGGACAGGGAUGGGGGGCGGGAGGUGCCUCUGGGGCUGUUCCCUCGGGGGGGGGGGUUGGUGCCUUCAGACACUGGGUGCGAGCAGGGGGCACCCCCGGACUCGCUGUGGAGCCCCCCAGUCUCGGGGGGGGAUGCUGGGGAGGGGGUCGGGGGGGUCCUGCCCCGCUGCUCCACGUGUGUCACCCGGGUUUGGCAAUACAGGCUGUGCCCACCCCCC
Messenger RNA from Lepidothrix coronata (blue-crowned manakin), 1564 nucleotides. It is a transcript of the gene STAC3, whose product is annotated as SH3 and cysteine rich domain 3. Gene Ontology annotation, biological process: positive regulation of voltage-gated calcium channel activity; skeletal muscle contraction; positive regulation of protein localization to plasma membrane. Gene Ontology annotation, cellular component: extrinsic component of cytoplasmic side of plasma membrane. The record is from RefSeq and is a predicted model, not a curated record. The coding region runs from base 80 to 1168 and encodes 362 amino acids. The transcript is spliced from 12 exons. Lineage: Eukaryota; Metazoa; Chordata; Aves; Passeriformes; Pipridae. Gene Ontology annotation, molecular function: protein binding.